AUGCCGACUCACACCGCCACCAUGAUCCCAUAUGUUAUCUACUCAUCUGGCCUUCGAGAGGAUUUGAAGGAAGUGGCUGAUAUAGAUAGUACGACGGGGAAGAUUGAAGGGCUGAAUGACUUGUAUAGGCGAUAUGGCUUCGGCAAAUUUGAUAGCGGCGCUAUGGAAAAAAAUAGCCUCUAUUCGCUCCAAGAGGCAUAA
This is a messenger RNA of Penicillium subrubescens, 201 nucleotides long. RefSeq lists its product as uncharacterized. The record is from RefSeq and is a predicted model, not a curated record. Lineage: Eukaryota; Fungi; Ascomycota; Eurotiomycetes; Eurotiales; Aspergillaceae. The transcript has a single exon. The coding region runs from base 1 to 201 and encodes 66 amino acids.